Prunus dulcis (almond) is the source of this 1150-nucleotide messenger RNA. RefSeq names its product protein NEN4. Bases 28 to 864 code for a protein of 278 amino acids. The transcript has 5 exons. The record is from RefSeq and is a predicted model, not a curated record. Gene Ontology annotation, molecular function: 3'-5' exonuclease activity; nucleic acid binding. NCBI's taxonomy places the organism in Eukaryota, Viridiplantae, Streptophyta, Magnoliopsida, Rosales, Rosaceae.
AAAAGGGAAAACCAGCUAUAACCUCAAAUGGAUGCUUCUACUUCAUCAUCCAAAGAAGGCACACCAGAGAUUGUGUUCUUUGACAUAGAAACAAAUGUACCCAAUAGAGCUGGACAGAGGUUCUGGGUAUUGGAAUUUGGUGCAAUUGUAGUUUGCCCUCAGAAACUUGUGGAGCUGGAAAGCUAUAGCACCCUCAUCAGGCCUGGGGACUUGUCUGCUGUGGCAUUGAGAUCUGGCCGGUCCGACGGGAUCACUAGGGAAACUGUUGCAAAUGCACCCUUGUUCAAGGAAGUUUCUGAUAAGAUAUUCAGCAUUUUGAAUGGUAGGGUGUGGGCAGGCCACAACAUCCGAAGAUUCGAUUGCAUUCGGAUUAAGGAGGCCUUUGCGGAGAUUGGGAGGCCUGCUCCUACUCCGGUUGGGAUCAUUGAUUCUUUAGGGGUGUUAACUGACAAGUUUGGCAGAAGAGCUGGUAAUAUGAAGAUGGCAACUUUGGCAUCUUACUUCAAGCUUGGGCAGCAAAAGCACAGGAGCCUUGAAGACGUUAGGAUGAAUUUGGAGGUCCUCAAGAACUGCGCAACUGUGCUAUUUUUGGAAGCAAGCCUCCCUAGCCUGCUAAAUGGCAACUGCCGCGGCUCUUCAACGAUCACAACGCGAAGCAGAAGCAAUGGGAAAUCGUUAUGCAGAGAAGAAACUAACCGGAAGUCUCCACCCACUGCUUUGAUUGGAUAUCAAAGAGCGGUUCCAUAUGCGUCAAGGGGGAGUUUGGAAAAGAUGACAGAGAAGGUAAAGAAUCUGCUGUGUAGAGCUCAAGGAAAUCAGCCUCUUAAUACCAUACUGAAGCAUUCUCAUUCCCUACUCCGGUGACAAAGCAAAGGACGUCCAUUUUUCAUGCAGCUGAGCAGAUGAUCUCUUCUCCCUCCUAUCCUAUUGAGAAACCAUGACAGAGAGAGAACACAAAUUUACAACUGCCUGCAGUGAAAAUCAGAGAGAGGAGAUUAAAGCAAAGCAAACAAUAGCAACAACUUGAACUAGUUAUUAUCCUUCGACUAAUUGAUUCAAUAUAUAUUUAUUAUUUAUCUGCAUUCUUUUGUAAUUUCUUUGUCUAUACUCUAUUCAUUAAUAAACAUCCUUCCUAACAUCUCUUGGAUCA